This is a messenger RNA of Pungitius pungitius (ninespine stickleback), 2033 nucleotides long. RefSeq names its product chromogranin A (gene chga). The transcript is spliced from 8 exons. Gene Ontology annotation, cellular component: chromaffin granule. Gene Ontology annotation, biological process: defense response to bacterium; negative regulation of catecholamine secretion; negative regulation of insulin secretion. Bases 284 to 1477 code for a protein of 397 amino acids. The record is from RefSeq and is a predicted model, not a curated record. NCBI's taxonomy places the organism in Eukaryota, Metazoa, Chordata, Actinopteri, Perciformes, Gasterosteidae.
UGACAUCCAUCCACCCAGGUACGCGAAUGACAAACGUGCCUGGGGGAUGAUGUCACUUCCGGCCUUCACAUCUUCACCCCCCCAUAAAGAGCGGCUCCGUGUCGGCGGAGAGGACGCGGGCUUCCUCUGGUCACUGCGAGCAAAUUGAGCUCUCCAAAGAAACACCGAAGGAAGUUGAGCUCAGGAUGCGUCCUUGAGAAUCCUAACGACCGACGUCACACCUCCCGAUAGCCGCCGCGCGCCCCUUUUUUUUUGGCCGCUGGAGAGCUUCGUUUGAUCGACCAUGAUCGCGAGAGGACUCUUCGUGUUGUCAGUGCUGACCAGCUGCGUUGUGUCGUUGCCAGUGACUCCCAGUCAGCUGGAGAACGAGAACGAGGACGUGGAGGUGAUGAAAUGCAUCGUGGAGGCGCUUGCAGAUGUGCUGUCGAGGCCCCACCCCGUGCCUGUCAGUGAGGAGUGUUUGGUCACAAUGAAGACGGACGACCGGCUGGUUUCCGUCCUUCGCCGUCACAACUUUCUGAAGCUGCUUCAGGACAUCGCCGUUCGAGGUCAUCAGGAGAGAGCGGCCGCUACGCCAGAACCAACCACCCGAACGCCUCAGGCUGCGGAGGACGAUGCCGAUCAAUCCAUGCUGGAAGCUCUAGGAGGCCCAGGGGAGCGGUCCAUCCUGUCCCAGAAAGAGAGAGAAGGAGAAAAGGAUGACAGCGUGGGAGGCGGCGAGUCCCGAGACGCCACCGCCACCGGCGAGGAGGAGGAGGAGGAGGAGGAGGAGGAGGAGGUGAAGGAGGAGGAGCAGCACGAGGAGGAGGAGGAGGAGCGGGACGAGAGUCCAGGAAGCCGCGGGUCCGCAUCUGUGGAGGAGGGGAGUGAGGGCAAGGCCGACAAGAGGGGGGAAGAAGAGGAAGAAGAGGAAGAUCACGAGGAGAAGAGAGCUCAUUUACACGAGGAACACAUGAUGAAGGAUAAGAAAGGUGCUCGGUCUGGUGAAGAGAGAGAUGCCCCCAGAAUCAAAUCCCAAAAGAAGUUUGUGGAAGAAGGUGAGGAGGAGGAGGAGGAAGAGGAGGAAGAAGACAAGAGAUCUGCAUAUUUCUCUCACGGCCCUAAACCAGAGGGGGAACAGGAGGAAGAGGAAGAGGUGGCAGGAGAGAUGAAGAGAGACAGCCACACGCGAUGGACCAAGAGAGGGAAGUCUUCACCGGGGGGGAAGCAGAAGGCCGUCGGAGAGGAGGCGCCGCAUCACUCAAAGGAGGAGCAGGAGGAGGAGGAGAAGGAGGGGGAGAAGAAAGGGCACGCGCAGAGGAGCCCGGAGGAGAAGGAGCUGCGGAUGAUCGCCGGGGGGCCCGAGGAGAGGAGGGGGGCGGAGGAGGAAGGGAGCGCCGGCCGGAAGCCAGAGGAGCCGGGGAUCGAAAGCCUGGCGGCCAUCGAGUCCGAGCUGGAAAGCGUCGCCCAGAAGCUCCACGAGAUGCGGCGAGGUUAGGAGGAAGAGAGAGAGAGAGAGAGAGAGAGAUUGUUAGAAGAAGUUGACGCUGCAGUCUCCUCUGCCUCCUCCGCCUCAGCAGCCCCGAAAACCGGUGUGCCCCCCCCCCCCCCCCCCCCCCCCCCGUGGAAGCAUCUCCACUAUUUAUCCUUCUGCAGAGAGCGAGCCCUGCUGCAGCCUCCCGCGUGACGUCCCGUCCUUCGAACAGCAUACGGCACAUGCACAUUGCAGCUAAAAGACACGCCACAAAACACACACACACACACACACCAACAAGGUGGAGUGGCCCUGUAACGGCAUGUGUCCUCUUAACGGGACGCUCACUCCUGGGGGAGCGGUAGACAAAGACGUAGAUGCUUAAUUAUCACAGAGACACUUAAUCUAGGCAAUAAGUCAACGUUUUUGAAGUGUGAUUCAUUCAUGUAAGAAAAUCAAUAAAUCUAAUAGUUUAACUUUCAACCUCUGUUUUGGUAGAUGAUUUGAAUGCCUUUUAAAAUGGAAUGAAUAUUUGCAGAAGACCAUUUAAUGCAAUAAACUCUGCGUACUAACUCAUUGA